GCGUCUAGGGUUAGGGUUUAGAAGUGCGUCGUUGAUGCUAUAUAAAUCUCGCUUUCAUCCAACUCCAUUAAUUUACAUGGUGAGCAUCCCCUUGCGGCGUCUUCUCCUGCGGCAACUCCUCCUGCGGCAACUCCUCUGUGUGAAGGGAUUAUAAAGAAUUUGAUCAUAAUCAAAGAGAACAAUGUCAGGUGAAGAAGGUGCUGCUGCUGUUGCGGCUGAGACAUCUGUUGUCCCUAAGGAGAUGGACUUGAUUACAGCUUUGCAACAUGUGUUAAGGAAAUCUCUUGCUCAUGGUGGGCUGGCUCGAGGUCUUCAUGAAGGUGCAAAGGUGAUUGAGAAACAUGCUGCCCAGCUCUGUGUAUUAGCUGAGGAUUGCAACGAGACUGAUUAUGUCAAGCUAGUGAAAGCACUUUGCAAUGACCAUAAUGUUAGUCUACUGACAGUUCCCAGUGCUAAGACCCUUGGUGAAUGGGCUGGACUGUGCAAGAUAGACUCUGAGGGGAAAGCCAGGAAGGUAGUCGGUUGCUCGUGUGUUGUUGUCAAGGACUUCGGAGAAGAAAGCUCAGCCUUGACAGUAGUCCAGAGUCAUAUUAAGUCUCACUGAUUUGCCAUUUUUGAUGGGUUCUAAAUUGGAGUCAUUUUGCAGUAGACCCUUUUUUCUGCAAUUAUUGUGCCUCUCUCUAUAUAGUCAUUUUUGGGUUACUCAAUUUAGAAUUAUGAGCUACUGCAUGUGCUUUUUGAAUAUGAGUUUAUGAUGUUGUCUUUUAAAGGUUA
Molecule: messenger RNA, 774 nt
Organism: Carica papaya (papaya)
Lineage: Eukaryota; Viridiplantae; Streptophyta; Magnoliopsida; Brassicales; Caricaceae
Product: small ribosomal subunit protein eS12y-like
Biological process (GO): translation
Cellular component (GO): ribosome
Molecular function (GO): structural constituent of ribosome
Source: RefSeq, a predicted model, not a curated record